GUUUUGGAGGAAGUUAAAGCAGAUCCCGAAACAGAAAGAGAGAGAAAAAGACCCGUCAUUUAACAGGGGGGAGGGGGGCAAUAACGAUUGCAGCACCCGUAUCGGUAUCCCCGAUUCCGGAUUAGUUAACUCAUACACUAGCCUAAGCGACCCAGUGUUCCGCUGGCGACAGGGGCUGAAGUUAUUGUUUGUUUUCUUCAUAAACAUCAGGCUUGUGUAAGGGCACGGUAGCAAUUUAGCUCACAGGCUACACCACAGCACUAAUACAGACUCAUAUUUACUAGAUCUCCAGCUUCAGGUGAGUUGUAAACCAGCUGUGACACUAUGACAUCAAGGAAGAAAGUUCUUCUGAAGGUGAUCAUUCUUGGAGACUCUGGGGUUGGGAAGACAUCUCUGAUGAACCAGUAUGUGAAUAAGAAGUUCAGUAAUCAGUACAAAGCUACUAUAGGAGCAGAUUUCCUGACAAAAGAAGUGAUGGUUGAUGACCGACUUGUCACAAUGCAGAUAUGGGACACAGCAGGUCAAGAGCGGUUCCAGUCUCUGGGUGUUGCUUUCUACCGCGGUGCCGACUGCUGUGUGCUGGUGUUCGACGUCACUGCCCCAAACACCUUCAAGACACUGGACAGCUGGAGGGACGAGUUUCUCAUCCAGGCCAGCCCGCGUGACCCAGAGAACUUCCCCUUUGUGGUGCUGGGCAACAAAAUCGAUCUGGAGAAUAGGCAGGUAACAACCAAGCGGGCACAGGCUUGGUGUCAAAGUAAGAACAACAUCCCGUAUUUUGAGACCAGUGCAAAGGAGGCCAUCAACGUAGAGCAGGCUUUCCAGACCAUCGCGCGCAAUGCACUCAAACAGGAAACCGAAGUGGAGUUAUACAAUGAGUUCCCUGAGCCAAUUAAACUAGACCGGAACGAUAGAGCCAAGCCAUCAGCAGAGACUUGCAGCUGCUGAGGACCUCCAGGGGGCGCAACAUUUCACCCUCAGCCUCUCUGGCCUCGUCUCUGCCUCACUCUCUCUCUCUCUCUUGCAUUCUUUCUUUCACCCCUGUUCUCCUUUAUCUCCUUCCCUCCCCCUUACUCGAUAUAAUCACCGGCCUUUGUAGAUGAGCAGACUUCCUCCCAUUCAGUAUCCUUCACAGUUCUCAUUCAGAGCCUUUGACACAAACACACACCCACAUAUGCUCAAGAGGCUCAAUCUGACACCCGUUUUCGUACACGAAUCCCGACACCUCGCACCGGUUCUGCAGAGCUGUCGCCUCGCCCACGUAAAAAGUCCUACUGAAACUCUUCACAACACUUGAAUGGCUCUUGAGACUUUUUUAUGAUCCAGUCCCGCAGUGCAAUUGGAAUACGUUUGACGUGAACGCUGAAAGAUGGGGGGUGUAUCAGAGCCGUGCGUUGGCACCAUAACUACCCACCAUGUUCAACAGCUUCAUCAAUGUGCUUGAAUUAAUAAGGCGGCCUGGCGUAAAGCAUGCUACAUUUGCAUCUUAAAGUCGUGAACCU
Messenger RNA from Sinocyclocheilus grahami, 1502 nucleotides. Its product is annotated as ras-related protein Rab-7a. Gene Ontology annotation, molecular function: GTPase activity; GTP binding. The record is from RefSeq and is a predicted model, not a curated record. Gene Ontology annotation, cellular component: lysosome; phagocytic vesicle; late endosome. Bases 325 to 948 code for a protein of 207 amino acids. The transcript has 6 exons. Gene Ontology annotation, biological process: endosome to lysosome transport; phagosome-lysosome fusion. Lineage: Eukaryota; Metazoa; Chordata; Actinopteri; Cypriniformes; Cyprinidae.